UCUGUGUGUGUUUGGGGCUCUUUCAGCGUCCAAAACCGAGGGGAAUAAAGCCAUGCCGCGUGAUGUUUUGGCCCGUCGGCAAAGGAGCCGCUUGAUUUGAAGGCAAGGAGGGUGAAGUGGCCGGGAUCCCUGAGUGAUUGGUGGACUGGUUUUUUCUGGAGGUUACCGGAGCUGGCCGGUCCCAGGCGGCUGCGCGGCUCCUCAAUAAUGCAGUGAGUCAAGCCCGGGAGAAAGUGUGGCGGAUGUCUGGCGGCGGGAGAAAGUGGGACCCGUGAAGUGGACUCUGGCCGGAACCAUGGUGAACACGGGGCUGCAGCUGAUCAGCUUCACCUGCGCCGUGACGGGCUGGAUCAUGGCCAUCGCGGCGACCGCCCUGCCGCAGUGGAAGGUGUCGGCCUUCAUCGGCGGCAACAUCCUGACGUCGGAGAUGAAGUGGGAGGGCAUCUGGAUGAGCUGUGUGUACCAGACCACAGGCCACAUGCAGUGCAAGACCUACGACUCCAUGCUGGCCUUGCCCCCCGACGUCCAGGCGGCGCGCGCCCUCAUGUGCGUGGCCAUCUUCCUGGGCUGGCUCUCCUGCACCGUGUCCUGCUGCGGCAUGAAGUGCACCACCUGCGCCGGCGACGACCGCCAGGCCAAGGCGGGCAUCGCCCUGGCCGGCGGCAUCCUUUUCGUGGUGACGGGGCUGUGCGUGCUGGUGCCCGUGUCCUGGACGGCGCACACCGUGGUGCAGGAUUUCUACAACCCCAACGUGCCUUCCAUGCACAAGCGAGAGCUGGGUCAGGCCAUUUUCCUGGGCUGGGCCGCCGCCGUCAUUCUGAUGAUCGGCGGGGCGGUGCUGAGCAGCACCUGUCCCCUCGCCGAGAGGCGGGGCGGGUACCGCCGGGGCUACGUGGGCCGCAGCUUUGCCAAUUCCCCCACUUCUGCUCCCAAUUUACCCAAAACCAUCACGCCCAGCAGCCUGCCGCUUAAAGAGUACGUCUAGGGCAGGGGUGUCCAAACUUUAUACCAACCAAUUAAACCAUGCGGGCAUCGUUUGGAUAUUUUUCAUUUUCAAACCAUAAUAAAACAUAUGGAUUUUUUUUUUUUUUUACUUUUAGGGCUCCCAGGGACCAUAGAGGGUCUCUGUCAUUAACAUGUUAAAAAUAAGUCAUUAUUUUCAUUUUUUAUGUAAGGCUUACAGUACUUUAUAUCAACUUCAGGUUGAUAUAAAGUACAAAAAAAAAGGUUUUAUGCCUUUUCAGUCAAAGACAAGUUUGUUUUUACAGUAAAUCUGAAGUAUGCAGUAUUUCUCCCAUUGCCCAAAACAUUCAAAUGUUUGAUCUGAAGUAAUUGGAGCCCUAAAAAGAUCAAUAAUACAAGACACCAUUGAUUUAAAUGUAUUAUUAUUUCUGAGUACUGUAUUUCCUUGAAUUGCCGCCGGGGCGCUAAUUAAUUUAAAACCUCUUCUCACUCCUGCGCUUACCAAGGCAUGCGGUAAAAGUAAGCAUGCGCUAAUUAUUCAAAAACCUCUUCUCACUCCGGCACUUACCAAAGGCAAGCAGUAAAAAUGUGAGUGUGAUGUAAGCUUGGACCUUAAAUCCUACUGAAUAGCUCUUAAUCUUCUUCCCUUUAUGCGAUUUCAAAUUACUGGUAUUGAAAUCAGCCUCCUCCAUUGUGAAAAUGAUGACGGGUGAAGUGUCACUCGUGACAUCACAAGUUUGACCCGGCGGUAAUACUAAGCAUGCACUAAUUAUUUUGCAAAGCGAGUAAUUCAAGGCAGGUACAUACUAUACAACCUGGCGACAAUUCAAGGAAAUACGGUAUGCAGUAUUUCCCCCAUCGCCCAAAACAUUGAGAAAGCAAUGUUUGAUCUGAAGUAAUUGGAGCCCUAAAAAGAUCAAUAAUCCAGGACACCAUUGAUUUUAAUGUAUUAUUAUUUCUGAGUAAUCACAGUGAAAAGAUAAAUAAAAUCCCAAUAAAUAUCUUUGGGAUCCAAAAGGUCCACCAUUUAUAAAGUGAUACAUUUUUAUUAUUAUUUGUUUUACUUUCCACACUUAAGUUACCAGAUCAACUUCAACUAUAUUUGUCGAUUUUACGUUUGAACUAUUAUUUUGUUGGUUUUAAGCUCUUUUGUCAAAGAAAACAGUUUUUACAUGGCAACCACACGGUAUAUGUACAUAAUAUUGUCCACAUAAAACAUUAUAAAGGGAAAUAUUUGAAGUAAUAGGAGCUUUAAAUAGGUCGAUAAUUAUAAAAAAAAUUUUUUUUUAGCAUUGCAAUAGGAGAAAAAUAAAGAAAAACAAAAGAAACAAACAGCCUGCAUGGCAGCUUUGUGUCAACAUUGCAACUUUUCCCUCAAUAGAUUUCACCUCACUCUACUUUUUUGGUGUUUUUUAAUUUAUUUUUGCAGUAGCAUUUCCAGAAUGUGUGUCGGGCCAGUCAACAAUUAGCUGCGGGCCGCACUUUGGACACCCCUGGUCUAAGAGGAGAGCACAAUCCACCAAUAUUUCCAUCCAUACAUAUUUUGGCUUGAAUGACUCCUCAAGGACUACUUCCUGUCUUAAACUUUGAAAUAAAUAGGGUUUGUUAAAGCAUGAACCGACUAAAACUGUUAUUUUGUGUAAAGUUCCCAAUAGACCUGCUCGACAUCCAUUGCUUUCAGUUCUCUCCAAGGUUUCUCAUAGUCACUGUCGCCAACGUCCCACUGGGGUGAGUUUUUCCUUGCCAUUAUGUGUGCUCUGUACCGUGGAUGUCGUUGUGGCUUGUGCAGCCCUUUGAGACACUUGUGAUUUAGGGCUGUAUAAAUAAACAUUGAUUGAUUGAUCGUGUUGGGACAUUUUGUCCAUCAAAAAAAAAACGUUAUAAAUUAGUUUUUAUGGGUUAAAAAAAUGUGAGGUUUACUUGAUGUUCCGUCCUUUUCGUCAUCACAGUCCAGUCCCAGCGAGCAUGUUCCCUGUCCUCCCA
Molecule: messenger RNA, 2946 nt
Organism: Nerophis ophidion (straightnose pipefish)
Lineage: Eukaryota; Metazoa; Chordata; Actinopteri; Syngnathiformes; Syngnathidae
Product: claudin-7-like
Exons: 1
Coding region: 296-985 (229 amino acids)
Biological process (GO): cell adhesion; bicellular tight junction assembly
Cellular component (GO): bicellular tight junction; plasma membrane
Molecular function (GO): structural molecule activity
Source: RefSeq, a predicted model, not a curated record